Molecule: messenger RNA, 558 nt
Organism: Hippopotamus amphibius kiboko
Lineage: Eukaryota; Metazoa; Chordata; Mammalia; Artiodactyla; Hippopotamidae
Product: synaptonemal complex protein 3-like
Exons: 6
Coding region: 1-558 (185 amino acids)
Biological process (GO): spermatid development; meiotic cell cycle
Cellular component (GO): synaptonemal complex
Source: RefSeq, a predicted model, not a curated record
AUGGAGGCUCAGGGUAUGGCAGUGUGUGACUCUGAGAGACAGGAGGAGAGAGGGCUGAGUGGGCCAGAGGGUGCGCCCGAAGGUGAUAUUAAAAAGGUUCUUUAUGCAAAGAGAAAAAGAUUUAUGAUGAACACCAAUGCUUCUGUCAAAACCAUUAAUCGGAAAAUUGAGCAUGUUUGGAAAACCCAGGGAGAGCAAAGGCAGAAGCUUUUUCGUGAAUAUUCUCAGCAGUUUCUGACUUUGUUUCUGGAGUGGAAUAUAGGUGUGAAGAAAACCAAGGAGGAAGAAGAAAAACUAGCUAAUUUGCUUCGUGAGCAACAAAAGAUUUUUCAACAAGCGAGAGUUGUUCAGAGCCAGAGACUGAAAAAAAUUAAAAACUUAUACAACGAGGUCAUAAAGAGUAUGGCAGACUUCGAGAAGGAUCAGGAAUAUCUUCUUACUGAUGAGCAAAAUGAAGUUAGACAAGAAAUGGCUAUGCUGCAAAACAAAAUUAUCAUGACAGCUCAGCAGCAAGAGCUGGCAAUUGUUCAAAAGUCUCUUCAAUUCCUGUUAUUCUGA